This is a messenger RNA of Saprolegnia parasitica CBS 223.65, 201 nucleotides long. RefSeq lists its product as hypothetical. The record is from RefSeq and is a predicted model, not a curated record. Bases 1 to 201 code for a protein of 66 amino acids. Lineage: Eukaryota; Oomycota; Saprolegniomycetes; Saprolegniales; Saprolegniaceae. The transcript has 2 exons.
AUGGGCGUGCAGUAUCGCGCUCGAGAUUCAAAGCCCACAACCAUGCCGAUUCUCCUCCAGGACGACCACCAGCACACGGCGCCGAUGACGUUUACCCCGCCCCAGCCCGAGCGGUCGACGACCAAGCCGGUGACGUCGCCGCUGACGCACGACGAAGACGAAGCCUGCCAGUCCAUGCUGCUCGUCAACUACAUUAUCUAA